GAGCAGGAGCUGAGCAUGGAGAGCAGCGAGGAGCUGGUGGCAGAGGCCGAGCUGGGGCUCCGUGAGCAGCUCCAGGGUGAGGAGAAGAAGCCCCACAAGUGCUCGGAGUGUGGGAAGAGCUUCACUAAGAGGUCCAAGCUCAUUGUCCACCAGAAGAUCCACAUGGAGCAACAGGUGGGAUCUGAGGGGGAAAAACCCACCCUGAAGCAGGAAGGUGGUCAGAACUUGGAGCUGGGGCUCCAUGAGCAGCUCCAGGGUGGGCAGGAGAAGCCCCACAAGUGCUCCGAGUGUGGGAAGAGCUUCAAGGUGAGUUCCCACCUGCUUGCCCACCAGAAGAUCCACAUGGAACAACAAGUGGGAUCUGAGGGGGAACGACCCAUCCUGGACCAGGCAGGGGGAGAGAAAUCAGAGCUGGGGCUCCAUGAGCAGCUCCAGGAUGAGAAGGAGAAGCCCCACAAGUGCUCGGAGUGUGGGAAGAGCUUCGUGUGGAAAUCGUCCCUGGUCAAGCACUGCAGAAUCCACACGGGGCCACAGGUGGGAUCUGAGGGGGACAAACCCACCCUGGACCAGAGCUCAGAGCUGGGGCUCCAUGAGCAGCUCCAGGGUGGGGAGAAGAAGCCCCACAAGUGCUCCGAGUGUGGGAAGAGCUUCAAGUGGAGAUCCAACCUGUUGGAGCACAGCAGGAUCCACACCGGGGAGAAGCCCUACAAGUGCGGGGAGUGUGGGGAGAGCUUCAGCUGGAGCUCGCAGCUGCUUCUGCACCAGAGGAGGACCCACACCGGGGAGAAACCCUACGAGUGCCAGCAGUGCGGGAAGAGCUUCAGCUGGAAGUCGCACCUGACCAGCCACCUGAGGACCCACACUGGGGAGAAGCCCUACGAGUGUGACCAGUGCCAGAAGAGGUUCCAGAGCAGCUCCUCGCUCGUCGUCCACCAGCGCUCGCACACGGGCGAGCGGCCGUUCCGGUGCCCCGAGUGCGGCGCGGGCUUCAAGGAGAACUCGGCCCUCGUCCGGCACCGCCGCACCCACACCGGGGAGAGGCCCUACGGGUGCGAGCAGUGCCAGAGCUCCUUCCCGACCCGCUCGCUGCUGGCGGAGCACCAGCGCAUCCACACCGGGGAGAAACCGUUCCGCUGCGACGACUGCGGGAAGGGCUUCCGGCAAAAGUCCAGCCUGGUCAAGCACCGGAGGAUCCACACCGGGGAGAGGCCGUACGUGUGCGGGCAGUGCGGCAAGAGCUUCACCACCAGGUCCUACCUGGUCACCCACCAGAUGAUCCACACCGGGGAGCGGCCCCACGAGUGCGGGGAGUGCGGCAAGGCCUUCAUGUCCAAGUCCCACCUGGUUUACCACCAGAGGAGCCACAGCGGGGAGAAACCCUACGAGUGUGAUUGCUCCGAGUGCGGGAAGAGCUUCAGGAGGAGAUCCAACUUGAAUGUCCACCUGAGGAGCCACACGGGGGAGAAGCCCUACGAGUGUGAUGAAUGCCAUCAGAGGUUUUACACCAACUCCAGUCUCGUCAGUCACCAGCGCACUCACACCGACGAGCGGCCAUUUUGCUGUCCUGAUUGUGGAAAGGGAUUCAGGCAAAGGUCGAGCCUCGCCAUCCACAAGCGAAUCCACACUGGGGAGAGGCCCUAUGAGUGUGGGGAGUGUGGGAGGAGCUUCAGGUGUCGGUCCAAACUGACUCUCCACCAGAGGAGCCACACGGGGGAACGACCCUACCAGUGUGACCAGUGCAAGAAGCGGUUUUUGAGGAGCAAUGAUCUCGUGGUGCACCAGCGCUCACACACAGAUGAGAGGCCCUUCCAGUGCCCUGACUGCGGGAAGGGCUUCAACCUCGUCUCCCACCUCAACAGGCACCGGCGCAUCCACACCGGGGAGAGGCCCUACGAGUGUGGUCAGUGCCAGAAGAGGUUCCUGAGCAGCUCCCAUCUCCUCAGCCACCAGCUCAUUCACACCGAGGAGAGGCCGUUCCACUGCCGUGAGUGUGGGAAGGGAUUCAGACACAAGUCCCACCUCAUCACCCACCGGCGCAUCCACACCGGGGAGAGACCCCACGAGUGUCCCCAGUGUGGGAAGGGCUUCCGAAAGAGCUCCCACCUGACUGCCCACCUGGGGACCCACACUGGGGAGAGGCCCUAUGAGUGUGGGGAAUGUGGGAAGAGCUACAUGUCCAAGUCCCACCUGAUUUACCACCAGAGGAGCCACACGGGGGAACGACCCUACCAGUGUGAUCAGUGCCAGAAGAGGUUUCGGAGCAGCGGUGAUCUCGUGGGGCACCAGCGCUCACACACAGACGAGAGGCCCUUCCAGUGCCCCGACUGCGGGAAGCGCUUCAACCGCGUCUCCCACCUCAAUGAGCACAGCCGCAGCCACACCGGGGAGAGGCCCUACGAGUGUGUUCAGUGCCAGAAGAGGUUCCUGAGCAGCUCCCAUCUCCUCAGCCACCAGCUCAUUCACACCGAGGAGAAGCCGUUCCACUGCCGUGAGUGUGGGAAGGGAUUCACGUGCAACUCUGCCCUCAUCGUCCACCGGCGCAUCCACACCGGGGAGAGACCCCACGAGUGUCCCCAGUGUGGGAAGAGCUUCAGACACAACUCAACUCUGGUCACACACAGGAGGAUCCACACCGGGGAGAGACCCUACAAGUGUUCCCAGUGUGGGAAGAGCUUCUCUAAAAGCUCUGCCUUGAGCAGACACCAGAGAAUCCACACGGGGGAGCGACCCUACGAGUGUGAUGUGUGCAAGAAGAGGUUCUUGCGCAGCUCCCAUCUGCUCCGUCACCAGCGCAUUCACACCGAGGAGCGGCCGUUCAGCUGUCCUGAUUGUGGGAAGGGAUUCAGGGAAAAUUCCACUCUCACCAUCCACCGGCGCAUUCACAGUGGGGAGAGACCAUAUGAGUGUGAUCAGUGCAAGAAGAGGUUUAAGCGCAGAGGCGAUCUCCACAAGCACCGGCGCAUCCACACCGGGGAGAGGCCCUACGAGUGUGGUCAGUGCCAGAUGAGGUUCCUGAGCAGCCCAGAUCUCCUGCGCCACCAGCUCAUCCACACGGGGGAGAGGCCGUUCCACUGCCGUGAGUGCGGGAAGGGAUUCAGACACAACUCUGCCCUCAUCGUCCACCGGCGCAUCCACACCAGGGAGAGACCCCACGAGUGUCCCCAGUGUGGGAAAAGCUUCAGGCAGAGCUCCAACCUGAUUGUCCACCUGAGGAGCCACACUGGGGAACGACUCUACGAGUGUGAUCAGUGCCAGAUGAGGUUCCCGACCAGCUCGCAUCUCCUCAGUCACCAGCUCAUCCACACCGGGGAGAAGCCGUUCCACUGCCGUGACUGCGGGAAGGGAUUCAGACACAACUCCACCCUCAUCAUCCACCGGCGCAUCCACACUGGGGAGAGACCCCACGAGUGUCCCCAGUGUGGGAAAAGCUUCAGGCAGAGCUCCAACCUGAUUGUCCACCUGCGGAGCCACACUGGGGAACGACUCUACGAGUGUGGUCAGUGCCAGAAGAGGUUCCUGAAGAGCUCUGAUCUCCUCAGUCACCAGCUCAUUCACACGGGGGAGAGGCCGUUCCACUGCCGUGACUGCGGGAAGGGAUUCAGACACAAGUCCCACCUCAUCACCCACCAGCGCAUCCACACAGGGGAGAGGCCCUAUGAGUGUCCCCAGUGUGGGAAAAGCUUCAGGCAGAGCUCCAACCUGACUGCCCACCUGAGGAGCCACACCAGGGAGAGGCCCUAUGAGUGUGAUCAGUGCAAGAAGAGGUUUCGGGCCACGUCUGAUCUCCUCCUGCACCAGCGCAUCCACACGGAUGAGAAGCCCUUCCGCUGUCCUGAUUGUGGGGUGGGAUUCAAGCGGAACCGUGCCCUCAUCACCCACCGGCGCAUCCACACUGGAGAGAGACCCUACCAGUGUCCCCAGUGUGGGAAGGGCUUCACCACAAGCGGCAGCAUGACCAGACACCAGAAGAGCCAGCACUGA
Messenger RNA from Melozone crissalis (California towhee), 3981 nucleotides. Its product is annotated as zinc finger protein OZF-like. The transcript is spliced from 5 exons. The record is from RefSeq and is a predicted model, not a curated record. Gene Ontology annotation, molecular function: DNA-binding transcription repressor activity, RNA polymerase II-specific; RNA polymerase II cis-regulatory region sequence-specific DNA binding. NCBI's taxonomy places the organism in Eukaryota, Metazoa, Chordata, Aves, Passeriformes, Passerellidae. Bases 16 to 3981 code for a protein of 1321 amino acids. Gene Ontology annotation, biological process: negative regulation of transcription by RNA polymerase II.